Ostreococcus tauri is the source of this 3594-nucleotide messenger RNA. RefSeq names its product WASH complex, subunit strumpellin. Bases 1 to 3594 code for a protein of 1197 amino acids. Gene Ontology annotation, biological process: endosome organization; regulation of actin nucleation; endosome fission. Lineage: Eukaryota; Viridiplantae; Chlorophyta; Mamiellophyceae; Mamiellales; Bathycoccaceae. The record is from RefSeq and is a predicted model, not a curated record. The transcript has a single exon. Gene Ontology annotation, cellular component: WASH complex; endosome.
AUGCGAGGGGCCGACGACGACUCGGACGACGCGUCGACGUCGUCGUCCGACGCGUCGUCGGCGUCGGCGGCGGGCGCGGGCGCGGACGGGGACGACGGAGGGGACGCGGUGGGAUUGGGUGGGAAGAAUCGACGCGAUGAUUCUCGUUGGAGCGCGACGCGUCAGGCGUGCGCGUUCGUCGCGCGAGCGCAGGCGCUGAUCGCUGAGGUGUCGAGACUCGCGAGAAGCGUCCCGAGGGGGUUGCGGGGGGCGGGAGACGCGAGACACGCGUCGGUUUUGUUCGAUUACGAUUAUUUUGAGAAUCGAGACGCGCUGGACGCGCGAGUGGACGACGACGCGCGAUUGAGCGAACUCGACGAUGAGGUGGAGGCGGUGUACGGGACGGUGUUGACGAGGUAUUGGUGCGCGUUCGAUGCCGUGGUGCGGUGGCAUCAGGAUUUUACGAGAUUCGCCGAGGACGUGCGAGACGGGACGUACGUGCGCGAUACGUGGGAGAAGAUUCUAGCCGACGAGGACGGGAGGCAGUACGUGGCGGAGGCGAUCGCGCUGUACGGGGUGAUUUUGAAGAUUUUAGAUGAGAAGAUGGAUUGGAGGUUCAGGGAGCGCGCGGUCGUGGCGUAUUAUCGACACAAAGGUCGGAUGAUUGAGGACGAGGCGAACGCGAACGAAAUCGUCGCGCUGUGCGCGCGGACGGGAUUCGACGCCUCGCGUCCGGGGUCGCGACCGACCGGGUACCCGGAGACGUACUUCGCCCGAUGUGAGUUCCCGGAGUGGCUCAUCACGAUGGUGAUCGGGCGAUUGCGCACGGAUGACGUGUACAAUCACGCGCCGCACUACCCGAAUCCCGAUCAUCGCUCCACCGCGCUCGCGGCGCAGGGCGGGUUACUGUACGUCAUCUUGUACUGGGCGCCGAGCAUCUUGGUCAGAGGGACCUCGGCGAUGCGUGAAAUCGUCGAUCGGCACUACGCCGAUAAUUGGGUGGUGACGUGCGUUCCUGGGAUGACUGUAAAUUUAUUAGCCGAGUGGCAGCCUUACGAAGCCGCCGCGACGGCGAUGCGUAACGCGGUGACGCCGAGAGCGGCGAAGGAGCUCAUUGAGAACGCGUCGACGAGUGUGGAUGAUUUGAAGAUGGCGUUUAACACGUAUCUCACAGAGGGUGUUCUCACUGAGGAAUUCGUGUUGGAGAAUGAGAGAGUUUUGAUGAAUGUUGUGCGGGACGCCAAUGUCGUCGCUCGGUUCCUGUUGUUACAGAAUUCCACGCCGCACGCCUCGGUGUCGCUCGCACAGAUGCCGAGUAAAGAGAAGAUAGUCGAUUUAUUACUGGAUUGCGCCGAGUUGGAGAACGCGCUGAAGACGAUUUACACCUCGCUUUUGAGCACGAAGAACGAGCUGUGGGAAGAGUGCAAGCGAGAGGCGGGCGAUCGCAUGAGGGAGCUCAGCGCGUAUUUCGGCGGCACGGCGGGACUCAGUAGGAACAAAAAAGACGAUAAUCUGCGACUGUGGUUCGCCAAUCUCUCCGUCGAGGUCGAUCGCUUGUCGUACGACGAUCCAGUGGCGGCCGGACGAACGAUUCAAGAGCUCGACGCCGCGCUCACCGAGGUGGAGCACUUUCAUCAAAUCAUCGACAACAUUCACGCAAAGCAAUACUUGCUCGAUUCGAGACGGUACCUCGGAAAGAUGAUGAUGACCACAAACGUCGCCGAUUCGGCGCUGAACACGCUCACGAUCGUAUCCGACGGCGCGUACGCGUGGGGAUUAAUCGAUUCGUACACAGAGCAAUUGCAGCAACGCGUUCGCAGGGACCCGUUCGCCGUCCAAAAACUGAGAUUUUUGUUCAUCAAAUUGAAGAGCAUCUUGGAGAUGCCACUUUUGCGCAUCUCGCAGAUAGAGUCGCCAGAUAUCUACAGCGUAAGUGAAUACUACUCGUCUCAAUUGGUGAGUUACGUGCGCAACGUCAUCGAGGUGGUGCCUGUGAGCAUGUUUGAGAUCCUGAACGAAAUCGUCGGCGUGCAAACGGAUGCGCUGAAAGAGUUACCGACCAAGUUGGCAAAGGCAGAGCUAAAAAACUACGCACAGCUCGUCGAGCGCUCGAAACUCUCCAAGGCGACGUACGAAAUCGCCAUUUUUGCGCAGGGCAUCUUGGCGAUGGACAGCACCUUCAUGGGAGUCAUCGAGCUCAAUCCAAAGAAGCUACUUGAGGAUGGAAUUCGAAAGCAACUUGUGAAGCAGAUCACAGAGACGUUUCACACCACGCUCGUCUUCGGCGAGGGCGUAGACGGGCUUGGAUGGAACAAUUUUGUGGCAGCGAUGAUGAAGUCAAAUCCAUUUCAGGAUCGUCUCAACUUGUUGGCAAAAAAAUUGGAAGGCUUCCGGAGAUCUUUCGAAUACAUUCAAGAUUACGUCAACAUUUACGGCUUACAGAUGUGGCAAGAGGAAACAAAUCGCGUGGUGAGUUACCACGUCGAGCAAGAGUGCAACGGUUUCCUCAAGCGCAAGCACGUCGCCGAAGGGGAGAGCGAAUUCCAAUCCGUGGCGAUUCCCAUCCCGGACCAUCCGCCGUUGGACGCGGAAUCGAAGACGUUCAUGGGUCGACUUUUACGUGAGAUUCUACGACAAACAGACCCGACCACGACGCGAUACAUUGCUCCUCAUAGCGCGUGGUUCAGCGUUGAGGGAAAAGAAAUCGUCGGCAUCCAGACGUUUUCCCUCUUGACAUCAGCUGUCGGAAACGUCGGUUUAAACGGUUUGGAUCGCAUUCUGAGCUUCAUGGUGAAGCAACGCCUGCAACUUUGUCUCGAAACGUGCGGAGAUCAACUCGCUGGCGAGCUCGGUUCGAUCGUUCGCGCCAUGAAUGGUGCGCUGCAGCCGAUUGGCUCGGUUCCCUCUGGCGCGCUCGCGGCGUACGACGAAAUGAUCAAGGCCUCAGUCUCUUCGUGGGACGAUUUCAUCGCCGCGCUGUCGUUCAUCGGCCAAGCGCAGGUGCUCCGAAUGCAGCUCAACGCCGAGCUCGUGGCGAACGUUCGUAUCGAUUCGCACACACUGAGCAGAGUUUUGGACACGGCGAAUCGAGCGAUUUUGACCGACGUGCGAGCGCACUACAAGUCGCCGGACGAGGCGCCGUAUCCGGACGAGUCCAACGUCGUGAUCCCAAAGCUCAGCGCAUAUCUCGCGGCGAGCGGGAUGCAAAAUCCUUCGAGACAAAUCUACUGCGCCGUCGGCGCCGUGGAGGACUUUGGCGCGUUCAUUUUCGCCUUCACGGCGGCGCAGCUAGAGCUGUACCGAUUCGAUGCUCCCUUGGCGUCGCUCGUGCCCGUCACCGCCCGAGUCGACGCCUACGUCCUCAUCGUCGGCGUAAGCACGGCUCUGAGGCAGCACCACGCCGACCAAACGACGAGCUAUCUCUCCCACAUGGGCGCGUACGUCCGCGCGCGCCUGGCGUCGCCGUCCUCCGCCGACGUCUUCACCCCCGGCGUCCGCGCCGCCGUCGCCUGGUCCAAGCGCUUCGCCGUCGUCCACGACAUCCCCCUCGCCGUGUUGGCCGGCUUCUUCCCCCCCUUCGUCUUAGAUCACGCGUGCGCGUCGCCGAUCGCCUAG